Molecule: messenger RNA, 640 nt
Organism: Cydia fagiglandana
Lineage: Eukaryota; Metazoa; Arthropoda; Insecta; Lepidoptera; Tortricidae
Product: meiotic nuclear division protein 1 homolog
Exons: 5
Coding region: 1-618 (205 amino acids)
Biological process (GO): reciprocal meiotic recombination
Cellular component (GO): nucleus
Molecular function (GO): double-stranded DNA binding
Source: RefSeq, a predicted model, not a curated record
AUGUCUAAGAAGAGGGGACUUAGUGCUGAAGAGAAGAGGACUAAGAUGUUGGAGAUAUUUCAUAAUAGCAAGGACUUCUUUCAGUUGAAGGAGUUGGAAAAAAUAGCACCAAAAGAGAAAGGUAUCACCAUGCAGUCAGUGAAAGAGGUGGUACAGAGUUUGGUUGAUGACCACUUGGUUGACUCGGAGAAGAUAGGAACUUCCAUAUACUUUUGGUCAUUCCCGAGCAAAGUCAAGAAUGCCAAGAAAAGAAAACUCAAUGACAUGCAGAAUGAGCUUGCAGAAUGCACAAAGAAACUGAAAAAGACUGAAGAAGCCAUUGCAAAUGAAUCUAUUGGGCGUGAAGCAUCUGAAGAAAGAACAGAUGUAUUGAAAUCUUUAGAAGAGAUGAAAAAAAAGGAAGAGGCUCUGAAGAAAGAAUUGCAGAAAUAUAGAGACUCUGAUCCCGAGUAUAUAGCUCAAUUAAAGACUGAAAUUGAGGAUUUGAAGACUGCGGCCAACCGAUGGACAGAGAACAUUUACAUUCUGAAGUCCUAUAUGAAGAAUACAUUUCAGUGUGAAAAUGAAGUUAUCGAUCAAAUGUUCAACAUUCCUCAGGAUUUAGAUUACAUCGAAUAGUUAUUUGUUAAUGUUAUGUUAC